Boleophthalmus pectinirostris (great blue-spotted mudskipper) is the source of this 2420-nucleotide messenger RNA. RefSeq names its product cyclin E1 (gene ccne1). Gene Ontology annotation, cellular component: cytoplasm; nucleus; centrosome. Lineage: Eukaryota; Metazoa; Chordata; Actinopteri; Gobiiformes; Gobiidae. Gene Ontology annotation, biological process: regulation of cyclin-dependent protein serine/threonine kinase activity; G1/S transition of mitotic cell cycle. The coding region runs from base 347 to 1642 and encodes 431 amino acids. Gene Ontology annotation, molecular function: cyclin-dependent protein serine/threonine kinase regulator activity. The transcript is spliced from 12 exons. The record is from RefSeq and is a predicted model, not a curated record.
AUUAUAUCUGUUGUAGUGACUGUAUAUCUUCAUGCACGGGUCCUUAAAUGCUUAAACCGGCGCGUUAUACUGAACUGAAGUCCGUGAUUUAGCGCCAAGUGAAAUCACCUCCUCCCUGACGUUGAUGCUUCGGGUCAUCUGUUUCCUACAAGGCGCCCGCUCAGAGGAACUAGCUCCCCGGCCUCACCGCACACACAGAGCGACUCAUCCAGCCCGAACCACCGCUGCUAAAGUUUGCAGACAACGACGACACGCAUAUUUACUUUGCCAUCGUGGAGAACAAGAGUGAACUUCAAGAACAGAAGCUUGAGGUUUACUCCAACACAGACGGACAAGCUCGUGUAUAAUGCUAGGAAAUCGGGAAGAGACAGAACCGAAAUCUGUUCCUCCCGAGGUGUCCAAAGAAGCAACAGUGCGAACGCGAAAGAGGAAGGCAGAUGUUGCCAUUUUUUUACAUGACAUUGAUGAUGAGGUAGCAGAGAUGACAAAGAAGAAGUACCGUGACUGUGAGAGUUGGAGCCCUGAUGCUGGCUACACCAGUCCCCAGCGGUGGAUCCCCACACCUGACCAUGAGGACGGUCAGCCAGUCAGCCUGAUAAAUGCGGGUUUCCCCCACUACAGCUUUAACAACAUACUGGCAACCCCAGUGCAUUGUGCCCCGCUCCCUGCUUUGUGUUGGGCGAGUAAAGAUGUGGUUUGGAGCAACAUGCUGGCCAAGGACAAGACCUACACAAGAGAUGUCAAAGUGAUGGACAAACACCCACACCUGCAACCCAAGAUGAGGGCCAUUCUAUUAGACUGGCUCAUGGAGGUGAGUGAAGUAUACAAACUCCACCGGGAGACGUAUCAUCUGGCUCAGGACUACUUUGACCGUUUCAUGGCCACACAGAGAAAUGUCUUUAAAUCAACGCUACAGCUCAUAGGCAUAUCCUGCCUGUUUAUUGCAGCUAAAGUCGAGGAAAUGUACCCUCCCAAACUGCACCAGUUUGCUUAUGUCACAGAUGAAGCCUGCACAGAGGAUGAGAUUCUCAGUAUGGAAAUAAUCAUUAUGAAGGAGCUGAACUGGAGCCUCAGCCCUCAGACGCCCAUCUCCUGGCUCAAUGUUUACAUGCAGGUGGCCUUCCUCAAGGAGACCGACGAGCUGCUCAUCCCCAGAUACCCCCAAGCUACCUUCACACAGAUUGCUGAGCUGUUGGAUUUGUGCAUGCUAGAUGUCCGUUGUCUGGAGUUUUCCAAUGGAGUCCUAGCUGCCUCAGCUCUGUUUCACUUCUCCUCUCUUGAACUAGUGGAAAAUGUCUCAGCUUUGAAAGGAUCUGAGGUUGAAGAGUGCGUGCGGUGGAUGGUGCCUUUUGCCAUGGCGCUCAGGGAAAACGGUGGCAGACCAAUGAAAACGUUCGCAGGCAUUUCAGCUGAUGACAUGCACAACAUCCAGACACACACUGCCUACCUGACAUGGCUGGACAAAGCUUACUCAUACCAGGACACAGAGCUGCAGCAUCAUGGGAGCUGUUCUGUGCCUUCUGGGGUACUGACUCCACCUAUGAGCAGUGAGAAGAGUGAGGAUCAGAGCCGAGUAGAGCCUGCCGUGCUCAAAGUCAUACCCAGAAUGCACACAGUGUCCCCACACCGUCAACACGUCUGACAGGCAAAGAACUGAACUAUGAGCAGCGAGGAGCAAAAACUUCUGUCACUGCUGUUAGACCCAGAACUCAUCAGGACCGAGCAGAGUUUUAUUUUUUUAAGUUCCGAUUUUUCAGGACCAGUCUAUUGCUGGGAGGAGCUGGUGCAGACAUGCAUAACCCUGUAGUUCACAUUCAAGAGGAACUGUUUGCUUCGGCGUGGGUGACAAAUGGUGGAUUUUUCCUUUUUUUUUUAUCAGCAAUGCACACAAAAUGCUUUCCAACCAACCACAUCGCCUGAAGUGGUUGUGUGCUUUUAUUUCCUCUGCAGAAGCCAAAUGGAAAGGACAUUUUAUGGACUCUUUUAUGAACUUGGAUGUUUGUGAUUAAAUGAAUGGUGUUUUACUUUCCUUAGCUCAAACGGCCCAUCGACUAUUCUAGAGCCACACUUGGCUCUAUUUGCUGCUAUAAAAGUGGGCUUUGCUAAUGGAGGAGUGGUGAAUGGCUGCAUGUGUGUGAAUAUGAAAUAAUCUUUUUUUUUUUUUUUUUUUUUAGGAAAUUACUUUUGUCAAUUUUUAGACAAAACAUGGCCAUGCUUUGCUUGGGGAUUAGUAGCUUGGCUACUUGACUUAAACAAGUAAACUAGCCAGGCUUAAGAAGCUACAAUGAUUGUAUUUAACUUUAUUUUUUAUCACAACCCACAGUUUUUCUUCACUUCCAAAAUGUAAAUUUUUAUUUGACAUUAUAUAAUAAAAUUUUGCUGCUACAUAUUUUCAAUAAAAUUGUUUGCAGACUUGUCAA